AUGGAAGGUGGUCUGAUGAACUCCAGUAUACCGUCCUCUGUCGCCAGCAGUCGCCCGACCGCAAAUACAGUUGCCGAGACAACUCUACCGACAACGAUUCGCAGUACUCCCGUUAGGCUAGUUUGCCUAAACGAAAAGCCAUCUAAUGCACUCUCGGAAGCUCUUAUAUCAGUACAGCCUCAGUUUACUCUCUUGUCUUCUCCGGCCAAGCUAGCGUCUAAAGCAUCUGGACAAAUCAUUGAGCGCUCCAUAGCCCCAGCAUCAGCCGUUCAUGGUCAAAAGGUGCCAACUGAAAAUGAAAUCAAAACAAAUGUGACUGUGGACUCCACGAGUGCUUUCACAAUCCCUACAAAUCCGGUCACUAUUCUCACUCCAAAAAAAAAUUAUGUGUCCUCCCAGUUGAUGCCUUUGAACUCUUCGACUGACUCUGUCUGUCAUCUUUCCAAUCAACCGAUGCUUUCCACCAACAGCGCCAUGAGCCUGGGUCAGUCAAUUACUCCAAGCAGAAAGCGAGCCCGCAAGCAACAACUGCUAGCUCCUCAUGGCGUCUCAGCCGCCGCUACCAGUAGAAGCGAAUCUCCCUCGAAAUCAACCGUACCCGUUGUUGCCACAUCCGUGGCUCAUGUCAACCUAAUCGGAAUGCUCCCUACUGCACAAACCGCGGCAAGUCCUGUGCGCUUACCUGCAUCCAAUGAACAAAUAGGUGAAAGGCUACUUUCCAAGAAUACGGUGUCUGGAAAGUCAGGCAUAUCUGCUUCUUCCUCUGGGAAUGUUAUGGGCAUUCGUCUCCUCCCUGUGCGGCCUUCUAACCCUCUACCCACUGGUACUCCAACCACUACUGCUCCUCACACCGACGCUGCCUCUAUUGCAGCACCGAUUUUUGCUACGCAAAUUCAACCGUCCCUCAGUCUGGUUGUCAAUUCUUCUCUGGCUGAGUCUGUUAGCCAGUCCGUGACUGCACCAACUGGCACUACACAGAAGCUCCUGUCGCCUGGUCGAGGGGCCUACUGUCUAAAUGAAGUCGACGGACAGCCUGUCCCACUUCCCCCAGAAUCACCACGGGCUACUGCACUGCCUGUACUUCCAGCCCAGGGCUCAGGGGUGACCUUAGGUGCGAUGAGGACGGUGACAGUCGCAGGACCCGAAAUCCCUGCCGGAUCAGGCAAGAUUUCUGCCACCGAAGACGCCGUUAUGGCAUGCGCACCCGUCGUCAGCUCCAUCUUAACCUCAAAGUCUACCUUAGGCAUGGUGGCUGGACAGCCUGCCGUUCCCAUUCUCCGAGUCCCAGAUCCGAAUGCCCGCCAGCGGCCUACUUGCUUCGAUGACCUCCAGUCGCCCUGCAAGCGUGUCCGAAAGCAGUCCACGUCAUGCACUACCAAGAGCCAGACCUACACCUCCUCUUGGGAACUGCACACUGACCCCACUGAUUCCACCAAGUGCAUCUGGCGGGCCCCGGAGAAAUCGGAGGAUCAGCCCACGGAUAGUGCUGCUGCAGUCCAUGAAGUCGCAACCUCAGACAGCGCAGAGUGGGUUAUCCACGGAUGCCCAGCCAGGAUGCAUCUAUGCAGACCCUCAUACUACUCUUCUCGCUUUGGUGGAUGCUGGAAGGGUCCAAAGGCCGGCCAUUUUCUCAGGUACCUAUCCGCUUUUCCCUGUUUAUUUCAGUUCACAUAG
Messenger RNA from Dibothriocephalus latus, 1674 nucleotides. NCBI's taxonomy places the organism in Eukaryota, Metazoa, Platyhelminthes, Cestoda, Diphyllobothriidea, Diphyllobothriidae. The record is from the annotation of a GenBank genome assembly.